Messenger RNA from Harpegnathos saltator (Jerdon's jumping ant), 2099 nucleotides. Its product is annotated as troponin T. The transcript is spliced from 13 exons. Gene Ontology annotation, molecular function: tropomyosin binding. The coding region runs from base 286 to 1425 and encodes 379 amino acids. Gene Ontology annotation, cellular component: troponin complex. Lineage: Eukaryota; Metazoa; Arthropoda; Insecta; Hymenoptera; Formicidae. Gene Ontology annotation, biological process: regulation of muscle contraction; muscle contraction; sarcomere organization. The record is from RefSeq and is a predicted model, not a curated record.
UCUUCCUUGCUUGCCUUCUCCCACCCCCUUUUUCCCUUCUCCCGUUAAUUCUUCCAACAUCUUCAUUCUUGUAGCGAGUCGUGCGAAUUAACUGGUGAACUUCUUCUGGCUUUCCGCUUCCUCUCGCUCUCUGGUGUCCUCUCGCUUCUUUUUUUAAAUUUGUCGCGUCGUGGAUAAGUUAUGUAAGUGACGACAACGGGAGACCUCUGUUGUGACACGUCUUAGUUCGUUCCGGGUACUCCCACAUUACACCUGUGAUUAAGUUCACUUUAAAUAGCCACCAACAUGUCUGACGACGAGGACCAAUACUCGGGUAGGGCGUCCCAAAAGGAAUCUGGCGAGAGUAUCGAGUUUAUGAAGAAACAAGAACAGAAAAGAAGUGAACUCGACGAACAGCUCAAAGAAUACAUAGCGGAAUGGCGAAAGCAGAGAGCCAAGGAAGAGGAGGAGUUGAAAAGAUUAAAGGAGAAACAAGCCAAGCGCAAGGUCACCCGCGCGGAGGAGGAGAAGAGAUUGGCUCAAAAGAAGAAGGAAGAGGAGGAGCGCCGUCAACGUGAAAUCGAGGAGAAGAAACAACGUGACAUCGAGGAGAAGAGAAGGCGCCUGGAGGAGUCGGAAAAGAAACGUCAGGCUAUGAUGCAAGCAGUGAAAGAACAGAGCAAAAAGGGUCCCAACUUUACUAUCACCAAGAAAGAUCUUUCGGGUAAUCUUACAUCGGCGCAACUCGAACGCAACAAGACAAAGGAGCAGCUCGAGGAAGAGAAGAAAAUUUCCCUCAGCAUUCGCAUCAAACCCUUGGACAUCGAGGGUAUGUCGAUCGACAAACUUCGCGUCAAGGCGACCGAAUUGUGGGAAAGCAUAGUGAAACUUGAAACCGAGAAGUAUGAUCUAGAAGAGAGACAAAAGCGUCAGGAGUACGACCUUAAAGAGCUGAAGGAACGUCAAAAGCAACAGCUGAGGCACAAAGCUCUGAAGAAGGGUCUUGAUCCUGAAGCUUUAACCGGCAAAUAUCCCCCGAAAAUCCAAGUCGCCUCGAAGUACGAACGUCGCGUCGAUACCCGAUCCUACGACGACAAGAAGAAACUCUUUGAGGGCGGCUAUGACACGCUCUUAGCGGAGAACAUCGAGAAAUUGUGGAAACAGAGAGCAGAACUGUUUACGAAGCGCAGCAAAACGAAAUUGCCGAAGUGGUUCGGCGAAAGACCGGGCAAGAAGGCUGGCGAUCCAGAGACACCAGAGGGCGAGGAAGACGUGAAGGCUACGGUUGACGACGAUCUCGAGGAGCCGCAAUUCGAUGAGGAAGAGGAGGAGGAAGCCGGCAAGGAGGAAGGCGAAGAGGAGGAAGAGGAGGAAGAGGAGGAAGAGGAGGAGGAGGAGGAGGAAGAGGAGGAGGAGGAGGAAGAGGAGGAGGAAGAAGAAGAGUAAAACUCUUGAUCGCUUCGGCGUGUGCACACAGGAUAUCUAACAAAAAAGAACAGAGAAAAAUGGAAAAAAAAAACAGAAAAAGAAGAAAAAAGAAAAAGAAAAAGAGGGAAAGAAAUACAUACGCGAAAUUCGGUACACGAUCAUUCCACAAUCUCGUUUAACGUCUUUCGAAUCGUCAAACGUAAUUGGUGGAGCGGCAGUAAAGUCGCGACGUUUUCCAUCCACUUUCGGCAAUAUUAUCCGAAAGCUCUCUAUUAUCAGUCGCCGGCUUACGUUAUCAACGACUUGUCUUUAAAAAUUCAAACGAACAAACGGAGCUCGGGCAAUGAGAUGAGAUGAACACGAUAUUUCAUGCUGUUUCGGCAGCAUGUUGCACUACUAUGAUCAUUAGCCGUUUCUAAUUACCACGGCUAGUGCUAUUACGAUUGUACCAUCACUAUUAUUACUCCUAUUGUAAUUAUUAUUAUUACUACUCCUACUUCUACGAUUAUUACGAUUAUUAUUAUUAUUAUUAUUAUAACAUUGUACAAAUCACGAGUACGCAAAUUGUUAAAAUACAAUGGUUCUAUCGUAUAAAACCAUCGAGGCAGCAGAUCUCGUCUGCAGGUAAAGCGUGUACCAGCACCAAUACUACAAUUACGUGUCUUGAAAUAAAUAGUAGAAGCUACAGUAAA